CCUCCCUUGUAUCACUUAACUCCGCGAUUACGAAAGUAACAAAAAGAGAUUCAAGAAACCAAAUAUGGACUCACCAAACGACACCAACAUGGAGCCUCCACGCUGUGCAAAAGGCUGCGGCUUCUUUGGCUCUGUGACGAAUAUGAACAUGUGCUCAAAGUGCUACAGACAGUACCUGAAAGAAGAGCAGUUUGCUAAGCCUGCAGCCAUGGUAGGGUUAGCUUCAGUGGACAACACACUCAGUGACUCAAGCUCCGCUACCGCAGCCGUUAUUUCUUCUUUGCCUCCACAAUCUUCACAAGGUUCAUCAGAUUUAUCGCAGAAAAAGAGGUGCUUGAGCUGCAAGAAAAGGGUCGGCCCGACAGGGUUCGAGUGCCGCUGCGGCGGUGUGUUUUGUGGGAAGCAUAGGUACCCUGAAGAACACUCAUGCUGUGUGGAUUACAAGAAGACUGGGCAAUAUCUUUUGACCAAGCAAAACCCUCUUUGCAAGGGUGAUAAGCUGCAGUGGAGGGUUUAGAGUUCUAGGUGAACAACUUAAUUAUCAUAAUGUUUAGUUGGCAUAGAUAUAACAUUGUCUUUGUUAGUUUAAUUGCUCAAUUUCGAGUUUGUAAUUCUUUUCCUUUUGAUUUUAUGUCAUUGAUUAUAUAUUGAGACACAAUAUAAUUAUUUUAGUUAAUUGAAUUACAAUUAAAGUCGAGAUUUAAUUAUUAGAAAAUUUUUAUGCAUGAUGUAAUAUUUUUAUAAAAAAAAAAAAAAAAGAAAAAAAAUAGAAGACAUAUCAUCGGUACAAUAUUGAUAUUAUCCAUGAUGUAUCAAUACGUACACACGAAUAGUAUCGAUGGCAAACAAUCGGUCCCGUAGCCGGUAAAAGGACAUACUCGUACUCUCCAAAUACCAAG
This is a messenger RNA of Pyrus x bretschneideri (Chinese white pear), 899 nucleotides long. Its product is annotated as zinc finger A20 and AN1 domain-containing stress-associated protein 1-like. The transcript has a single exon. Gene Ontology annotation, molecular function: zinc ion binding; DNA binding. The coding region runs from base 65 to 517 and encodes 150 amino acids. The record is from RefSeq and is a predicted model, not a curated record. NCBI's taxonomy places the organism in Eukaryota, Viridiplantae, Streptophyta, Magnoliopsida, Rosales, Rosaceae.